CGAUGACGCUGGCAGGUGGGGCUUCGUGACGUCAUGUCCUGGUCAAUAUGGCGGCGGAAUCUUCGGGAGCUGGACUGUUAGGAUGGCUUCUUAGUUGGCUGCCUACUUGGUGUCCCACAUCUUUGUCCCUUCUUAAGGAUGCUGAGAAUAAGAUGUUACAGGGUGUCAGAAGUAAAUUUACGAAAGAAUAUGUUUCGUUACCAAGUGGCAACAAGAUAUGGACAAUAAUAUUCAGUCAGGAUACUCAUAACAAAACCCCACUUGUUCUGAUUCAUGGAUUUGGAGGGGGAGUUGGACUUUGGACUUUGAACUUUGAUGCACUUAGCCUACAACGCACUGUUUAUGCUUUUGACCUGGUGGGAUUUGGUCAAAGUAGUAGGCCACAUUUCAGCACUGAUCCAAUACUGGCAGAAACACAGUUUGUGGAAUCUAUAGAGGAAUGGAGGGCCACGGUGGGAAUGGAGACAAUGAUUUUAUUGGGACAUAACCUUGGAGCAUAUUUGGCUGCUUCAUACACAAUUAAAUAUCCACAAAGGGUAAAGCACCUCAUUCUGGUUGAACCAUGGGGAUUUCCAGAGCGACUUAUCCACACAGAACAGGAGCGACCAAUGCCGAUCUGGAUAAAAGCCCUGGGUGCGAUCCUGAGCCCCUUCAACCCAUUGGCGGGUCUUAGAUUGGCAGGGCCCUUUGGUCCAAUUCUGGUUCAGCGAUUAAGGCCAGACUUCAAGCAAAAGUUCUCCUCGAUGUGCGAAGAUGAAAAUACUGUCACCGAGUACAUUUAUCACUGCAAUGCACAAACUCCCAGCGGUGAAGUUGCUUUCAAGAACAUGACUGUACCUUAUGGCUGGGCUAAACAACCAAUGCUAUUGAGGAUUAAUCAGAUACAAGAGGACAUCUCCAUCACAGCAAUUUAUGGAGCACGCUCUUGCAUAGAUGGUUGCUCCGGAAAACAGAUCAAAGCGCUAAGACCAAAAUCCUCAGUCAAGAUAAUAGCUAUUCGAGGUGCUGGCCAUUAUGUAUAUGCUGAUCAACCAGAAGACUUCAAUCAAACUGUAUUAGGAAUCUGCAGUACUAUAGACUAAUAAUCAGUCAGUACUGAGAAUUUGCUGGACUGUACUUUAACAGUCAUAACACUGGGAAUCUGCAAUAAUAUAAAUUAUCAACCAGGCGGCACUGGGAAUCUGCAUACAGUACAUUAAUCAAUGUUGGAUUUCUACAGCAUUGCUAAUUAACCACUGCAUUUUUUGAUUCAAAAUGUAUGAAUGCAGACAAGAAAGUCAAUAUAAACCAUAUUAGUUUAACACCAGAAGAUAAAUUUAAUAAAGAAUCCUUUCUGAAGCUUAGAAAUUCAAAAUUAGACUUAUGUCAACACCUUCUAUCUUUUUUGUAUUGCUCUGCCAAGUUUUAGUUUUGAUUACCUGUACCAUGACAGUAUUUAAUUGUGCAAUCCUGAUUUUUCACAACUAUUUAAUAAGAUGUUUGUAUAAUUUUAGUGCUAUGAUUAUGAACAAAGAUUUUUGUUUUGAUUGAACAUGUAAAUGCUGUGGAAAGAAUUUUAUUAAUUUAAAGUGACACUUAAAGACA
Molecule: messenger RNA, 1584 nt
Organism: Carcharodon carcharias (great white shark)
Lineage: Eukaryota; Metazoa; Chordata; Chondrichthyes; Lamniformes; Lamnidae
Gene: abhd5a
Product: abhydrolase domain containing 5a
Exons: 7
Coding region: 48-1082 (344 amino acids)
Biological process (GO): negative regulation of triglyceride storage; positive regulation of triglyceride catabolic process
Cellular component (GO): lipid droplet
Source: RefSeq, a predicted model, not a curated record